UCGGCCGAAACGUCACAGUCUGAUGAGAUCAUUCGCGUUUGAACUUUCGUACUUCACAUAUCGCAGUGACUGCUGAAUAAUAAGUUAACUUUUUUCAAUAAAUUUGACUCGUUAAAAAAUCAACGAUGUGUGGAGAAAAUUUAACGUUUUAUUAUUAUACACUUCUACUCAUCCUUUUGUUUUUAAUAUUUCAAUCAAGUUCUGUAAGUGAUGAUAACGAAGACAAUAAUUCGACAGAGCAAUACAAAUUUGAGGAAGAUAUCAAGAAAAAUUGUGGCAAAAAAGCAGAAUUAAUGCGGUAUAACUCGUAUGAAAAUUAUAUAAAUAGCAACAAGAAUAAUUCCAAUAAAGGAAGUGAUAAUAAAAAUUAUAUCGUUCCACAUGAGAUGUAUGACACUAUUAUUUGUAUUCAGCUCUGUUGUUCGCUCGGUGAUCGCUUGGUUAACGAGAAUUGCAUUACCAGUGAAAAUAAAUAUGUUUUCCCAAACAUAUACAGUUACUCGAACAAUUCGAUACAGAGCGAAAAUAAGAAGGUGGACGAGCUUUUUCCACUAAUCGUUCAAAAUCCGUGCCAGGAAACUAUACGUUUUUUUCUUUAUCCGGACUAUUAUUUCAAGUAUUACAAGUAUAUGUUUUUCGCAAAUAGUUCUCUAUAUCUUCCUUAUUUCGACAUAUUUGUCGAAUCAACAUCUUAUUGUUUGGCCGUUGUGGAUCAUAAUCAGUUCGAUGCAAUUAUCUGCUUGGAAGCUGUGAACGAAACCAUCAAUAAAAAAAAGGAUAACAUGAACGAUCUGACAAAUGAAAUCUCAAAUGAAUUGAGAUUUUUAUUUUUGAGUUGCCGCAUAGUGUCUGUGUUAUGUUUGCUUAUAAUAUUUGUGGUGUAUUCUAUAUUUCCGGAGCUUCGUAAUAUACAUAGUUUCAUGCUGCGCAAAUACUGCAGUUUGUUAUUUUUCGGAUACGUAAUUGACACUAUAAGUUUCCAAUCGUUCUAUCCAAUCAACAUAGUAGAAUUUUCAUAUUUCAUCUGUGUUAUAAUUGCUUUAGUCAGCUAUUUCUGUUUUUUGUCAAGCUUUUUCUGGUUAAGUGCAAUGAGUUUCGACAUUUGGUGGACAUUUAGAGAUUUUCGCUUGUUACAAAAAAAUGUGAAACAAGAGAGAAAAAAAUUAAUAUAUUCUAUCUUUGCUUGGGGAGGUCCCUUCAUUUUUACUAUCUUUUGUAUUAUCAUGGAUUUCGUUCCCAACGUGCCGAAAAACUUAAUCCGACCGGAAUUUUGCGUCGAUAGUUGCUGGUUUUAUGAAGAUGCGGCGUCUCAAUUGUUUUUUUACGGGCCGAAAAGUGUUUGUGUUAUUAGUAGCAUUUGCUUAUCUAUUUAUACUGCAUUAAAAAUUGUGCGUUAUGAAAAGAACACAGUCCGUCAUCUGAGAGAUUCGCAGAGCAGAUUUUACAAUGACAACAAGCGAUGGUUCAGUCUAUAUCUGAGACUGUUUAUCAUGUUGUUUAUCAUAAUAGCCAUAGAUUGGAUUAUAUCAACAGCGUAUGAAUUUUGGCUGUUUGAUGAUAUUACAAUGUUGUACAUCUUACGCAGUAUUUUUGUGAUGGACACCAUGCAAGAUAUCGGUAUGUUUAUCAUAUUCGUGUGUAAAAAGACAAUCAUACGACUGCUAUUAAAGCAUUUCUGGCAGAAUUGCAAGUCUUUCUCCAAAACUUCGACAUGAAACGGUUACAGAUUUGAAUAACUGUACUAUGUCAAGAACAAUUUUUUGAUGGAAAAACAUUAAUUAUGGGAAUCGUCACAUAAAAAGUUUGUCUGAUGAGAAUAUAUAAUCUUAUAUAUAUUUAUCCUUGUCAAAAUUAGGAUGUCUAAUGUGAUAUAUGUAUAAUGCAUAAGUGUGUACAUUU
Molecule: messenger RNA, 1899 nt
Organism: Camponotus floridanus (Florida carpenter ant)
Lineage: Eukaryota; Metazoa; Arthropoda; Insecta; Hymenoptera; Formicidae
Product: probable G-protein coupled receptor Mth-like 3
Exons: 5
Coding region: 126-1715 (529 amino acids)
Biological process (GO): cell surface receptor signaling pathway
Cellular component (GO): membrane
Molecular function (GO): G protein-coupled receptor activity
Source: RefSeq, a predicted model, not a curated record